UAUAUUUCAGUGCGGUUAUUUCGUUGAUAAUAUUUCUCAUCCUGGACCGCUUGGAUGAACCAGCCUACCUCGUUUUACUGUUGCCGUCCCCAACAAACCUCCAUAUAUGAUGGAAUUUCAUCUCCAAGAUGAAGCUCCCCCAGCUUCAGCGGCCCCGACAGUAUACGGAGAUCACUCUGGCGAAGAAUUUGAAGAAUCAGAGGAGAAACCAACCCUUGCUGUCCCAGAGAUCAACGUCCGCGAAGCCCACAGUGCCGAAACCCUCGCUGUCCACGAAGAUCCUUACACUGCUUCUCUCCCCGUCAAGGAUGCGGAGUGGAGCAUGACAGAUCAAGUUAAGCGGAAUAAGGAGCGCUCGGAAGCGGCUGGCUAUAAAAAGCGUGAGCUGGGUGUAACAUGGCAGAACCUCACGGUCGAAGUGCUUGCCGCAGAGGCAGCAGUGAAGGAAAACCAGUUGACACAAUACAACAUCAUUCAGCUGAUUCAAGAAUUCCGCCGAAAGCCACCGCUUAAAUCGAUCUUACAGGACAGCCAUGGAUGCGUUAAACCGGGCGAAAUGUUGCUUGUCCUGGGCCGGCCGGGGUCGGGAUGCACCACGCUUCUUAAGUUGCUCGCCAACCGGCGUCAGGGAUACCAUGCUGUCCAUGGUGAGGUAUCUUUUGGAAACAUGAAUGCGCAGGAAGCAGCCCAGUAUCGGGGUCAGAUUGUCAUGAAUACCGAGGAGGAGCUUUUCUAUCCUCGUCUAACUGUUGGUCAGACAAUGGACUUUGCCACUAAACUCAAGGUUCCAGCCCAUCUUCCAGCUGAAGCCAAAUCAGUGGACGAAUAUGUAGCCGAAACCAAGCAAUUUCUAUUAGAGUCAAUGAAAAUUGCCCAUACAGUUGAUACAAAGGUUGGCAAUGAGUUUGUCCGCGGUGUCUCCGGUGGUGAAAGAAAACGAGUGUCCAUUAUCGAAUGCAUGGCUACCAAUGGCUCUAUAUUUACUUGGGAUAAUAGCACCCGUGGGCUUGAUGCGAGCACCGCCCUGGAAUGGGCUAAGGCCCUUAGAGCUAUGACCAACGUGAUGGGGCUUACUACCAUCGUGACCCUUUAUCAGGCAGGGAACGGAAUUUACAAUCUUUUCGAUAAAGUCCUUGUGUUGGACGAAGGAAAGCAGAUUUACUAUGGCCCGACCGCUGCUGCUAAGCCCUUUAUGGAGGAAUUGGGGUUUGUCUAUUCCGACGGUGCCAAUGUUGGUGACUAUCUGACCGGUGUGACUGUCCCUACGGAGAGAAAGAUUCAAUCCGGAUAUGAAAACCGGUUCCCCAAAAACGCCGAUGCCAUUUUGGCAGAAUAUCGAAAAUCCUCAUUAUAUCAGCAUAUGAUUCAGGAAUACGACUAUCCUCGCACUGACGCUGCUCGCCGGCGCACAGAAGACUUCAAGGAGUCGGUGGCCUGGGAAAGGGCAACGCGCCUCCCCAAGAAUAGCGCGCUCACCAUUGGAUUCUGGGAUCAACUCAUUGCCUGUACCAUCCGCCAAUAUCAAAUUUUGUGGGGCGAGAAAUCCACCUUCUUGAUUAAACAGGUCCUGUCGAUUAUAAUGGCUCUUAUUGCUGGGUCUUGUUUCUACAACUCCCCCGACACAACCGCCGGUUUGUUCACCAAGGGAGGUGCCGUCUUCUUCUCGCUCUUGUAUAACUGCAUCGUUGCCAUGUCUGAAGUCACCGAAUCAUUCAAAGGUCGUCCUGUGUUAAUCAAGCACAAGUCAUUUGCAAUGUACCACCCAGCUGCCUUCUGCCUCGCGCAGAUUACCGCAGACCUACCUGUCCUGCUGGUUCAAUGCUCACUGUUUGCCAUCGUGAUAUACUGGAUGACCGGGCUGAAACAUACUGCGGCCGCCUUUUUUACUUUCUGGGCCAUUCUCUUCACUACUACUCUGUGCAUCACUGCCUUGUUCAGAUGUAUAGGCGCUGGCUUCAGCACUUUCGAAGCGGCGUCGAAGAUUUCAGGAACUGCCGUCAAGGGUAUUGUCAUGUAUGCCGGUUACAUGAUUCCCAAAGGGGACAUCAAGAACUGGUUCCUGGAACUGUACUAUACAAAUCCUUUUGCGUACGCGUUUCAAGCAGCCUUGUCCAAUGAAUUCCACGGUCAAACUAUUCCCUGUGUUGGAAACAACCUUGUCCCUAACGGGCCGGGCUAUGAAAAUGUCAGUGCUGCGAACAAGGCCUGUACAGGUGUUGGUGGUGCCCUUCCCGGGGCGGAUUAUGUGACAGGUGACCAAUAUCUUUUGUCCCUCCACUAUAAGCAUUCACAAAUGUGGCGAAACUACGGUAUCCUCUGGGCAUGGUGGGGUUUCUUUGCCGUGGUGACCAUUGUCUGCACUUCUUUCUGGGACGCUGGAGCUGGGUCCGGAGCAUCUCUCCUUAUACCUCGGGAGAAGCUCAAGGCCCACCGCGCCCAUUUGGAUGCAGAAGAACAAAAGGAAAGGGAUCCUGCACGUGAAAAAGGGUCCGGAGAUGCGCUGACCUCUGUCGAUGAAGGGAACCUCACCCAAAAUACCUCUAUAUUUACCUGGAAAAACCUUACCUACACGGUUGAUACCCCAACUGGGGAGAGAGUUUUAUUAGACAACAUCCAUGGGUGGGUCAAACCGGGCAUGCUAGGCGCUCUAAUGGGCUCUUCUGGGGCAGGAAAAACAACAUUGCUUGAUGUUCUUGCUCAGCGGAAAACCGAAGGUACAAUUAAGGGUUCAAUUAUGGUUGACGGCCGUGAGCUGCCCGUGUCAUUCCAACGGAUGGCUGGAUACUGCGAGCAAUUGGAUGUUCACGAACCAUAUGCAACAGUCCGAGAGGCAUUGGAAUUUUCUGCACUGCUGAGGCAAUCCAGAGAUACCCCUAGAGAAGAAAAGCUGAAGUAUGUUGAAACAAUUAUUGACCUGCUUGAACUUCACGAUCUGGCAGAUACUUUGAUUGGUACAGUUGGAAAUGGCCUCAGUGUUGAACAGAGAAAGCGUGUCACCAUCGGAGUGGAGCUUGUAUCAAGGCCCAGUAUCUUGAUUUUCCUAGACGAACCAACCUCUGGUUUGGAUGGGCAAUCAGCCUAUAACACAGUCAGAUUCCUUCGGAAGCUUGCAGACGUCGGUCAAGCCGUCUUAGUCACAAUUCAUCAACCCUCUGCCCAGCUCUUUGCUCAGUUCGAUACUCUGCUCCUUCUUGCAAGGGGCGGAAAGACAGUGUACUUCGGUGAUAUCGGUAAUAAUGGUGCGGCAAUCAAGCAUUACUUUGGCAAGUAUGGUGCGCAAUGUCCGAUUGAGGCGAACCCUGCCGAAUUCAUGAUUGAUGUAGUGACUGGAGGUAUUGAGGAGGUGAAAGACAAGGACUGGCAUCAGGUUUGGCUUGAUUCCCCUGAGCACGAACGGAUGAUGGUUGAACUCGAUCGUUUGGUUGCCGACGCUGCUGCAAAGCCCCCUGGGACUCAUGACGACGGCUAUGAGUUCUCGAUGCCUCUGUGGGAGCAAGUCAAGAUCGUUACCCAUCGUAUGAAUGUCGCUCUAUUCCGGAACACCAAUUACGUCAAUAACAAGUUCUCGUUGCAUAUUAUCUCGGCACUUCUCAACGGCUUCUCCUUCUGGCACACCGGUCCCAGUGUAUCCGAUUUGAACUUGAAGAUGUUUACCAUUUUCAACUUCGUGUUCGUUGCGCCAGGCGUUAUCAAUCAACUUCAGCCACUGUUUAUACAGCGUCGUGAUAUCUACGAUGCUCGUGAAAAGAAAUCGAAGAUGUAUUCAUGGGUUGCCUUCGUAACUGGCUUGAUUGUCUCGGAAUUCCCCUAUCUCUGUGUCUGUGCUGUCCUCUAUUUUGCCUGCUGGUAUUACUGUGUGAGGCUUCCUCAUGACUCAAACCGGUCGGGCGCUACCUUUUUCAUCAUGCUCAUUUAUGAGUUUAUUUAUACCGGCAUUGGCCAGUUCAUUGCAGCUUAUGCGCCUAAUCCUACCUUUGCCGCGCUUGUCAACCCUUUGAUCAUCAGCACUCUCACUCUCAUGUGCGGUAUCUUCGUGCCAUUCACCCAACUGACCGUCUUCUGGAGAUACUGGAUGUACUAUCUAAACCCCUUCAACUAUGUCACCUCUGGAAUGUUAGUAUUCGGUAUGUGGGGGGCCAAGGUGACGUGCAACGAAAAUGAAUUCGCGGUGUUUGACCCGGUCAAAGGCACUUGUGGCGAGUAUCUUGCCGACUACUUGGCUGGCAGCGGCUGGAGGGCAAACCUGACCAACCCUGACGCGACCUCUGGAUGCAAAGUCUGUGAGUACAGGACCGGUAGUGACUUCCUGACCAACCUCAACAUCAACCAUUACUAUUACGGGUGGAGAGACGCGGGAAUUUGCGUCAUCUUCGCGAUCAGUGGAUACGCUUUGGUCUUUGCACUGAUGAAACUGAGAACCAAGGCAUCGAAGAGGGCGGAAUAG
Messenger RNA from Aspergillus alliaceus, 4444 nucleotides. Its product is annotated as ABC-2 type transporter-domain-containing protein. Gene Ontology annotation, molecular function: ATP hydrolysis activity; ABC-type transporter activity; ATP binding. Bases 107 to 4444 code for a protein of 1445 amino acids. Gene Ontology annotation, biological process: transmembrane transport. The record is from RefSeq and is a predicted model, not a curated record. Lineage: Eukaryota; Fungi; Ascomycota; Eurotiomycetes; Eurotiales; Aspergillaceae. The transcript has 2 exons. Gene Ontology annotation, cellular component: membrane.